UGUUGGUCAGUCGUCGAUGAACUAUGAACAAGUACGUAUCGCUGAACUUGGGAAAAGAAAUGCUUCGCCUUUUUCUGGUCGUUAUUCUGCUCGUUUCGGGGGUAAAAGGCGACUGCAAUCGGAUUCCUCAGGCAGCCAGCGGUGAACGAUCGCCUGUGGAUGAUAACUUUAAGAUCCUCAUCGAUGGCAAUCCAUCGACUUAUGUGCCCGAGCAUCAGUACAAUGUUUCGUUAUCCUGUCCCAUCAACAUGAAGUUCGUGAGCUUCACUUUGGCUAUCGAAGCGGAAGAUCCUGGUCUCAGUGGUCAGGAUAUGACCGGUCACUUCGAACUGCUGGGCACCACGGACACCCGAUUCAGUGCAGGAUGUGAGAACAUGGUGGAGAGCACGAACACAAACGCCAAGAUCCACAUCGCGGUGUCCUGGAUAGCACCGCGUCAUCCCGACAGCGGAUGUGUGCUAAUCAAAGCAGGUGUGGUGCAACAUCGCGAUGUGUGGUUCCUAGACGAUGGCUUUCUAACGAAGCGGAUUUGUCCCGAGGAGAUCGACGAACUGAAUAGCAUGACGCCGCCCUUGGAGAACUGCUGUGCCUGUGAUGAAGCCAAAUAUGAGAUCGUUCUGGAGCGCAAAUGGGCGAGGAACACGCAUGCGAAGGACUUUCCGGCCGAGGCCUGGCGUACACGAUUGGGCGAGGUCAUUGGUGCUUCGCAUAGCCACAGCUAUCGGUAUUGGGCCUACGGAGGCAGAGCUAGCCAGGGCAUGAAGGAGAUGGCCGAGCAUGGAGCCACGCGCACACUGGAGAACGAGAUCAGGGAGAAUACGCAAAAUGGUGAAGUGCGGACUAUCAUUAAAGCCCCUGGCAUUGCCCACCGAUUGAAUGCCUUCGGAACCACUUUGGCCAAUGCUCGUGUAGAUCCUGUGCAUCAUCAGAUCUCGCUGGCGACCAAGAUAGAUCCUUCGCCGGAUUGGAUACUGGGCGUGGCAGGACUGGAGCUUUGCCUUAGUAACUGCACAUGGCUGGAGCGGAAGGUGCUGAACCUGUAUCCCUGGGACAUAGGCACCGAUUCGGGUCCUUCUUAUAUGUCCUCAGAUCAGCCACAGGUGCCACCGGAUGUGGUACGGCGCAUUACAUCAUCCUAUCCCAGCGACUAUCGUUCUCCGUUUUACGAUGACACCGGUGCCCCAAUGAAACCUCUGGCCACUCUUUAUUUGACCAGGAAGAAGCUCUACAUCCGGGAGUGUGAAGAGGUUCCCCAGGAGGGACCCCUGGAGUGCGCCGUGCAUCCGUGGAACGAGUGGUCCAACUGCAGCACGCGUUGUGGUCCGGGCUAUUCCCAGCGCCAGCGUAGCUAUAAGAGCCCGGACCUAGCAGAUAACUUCAACUGCAAUCUUCGACUGGAGGAGAUGCGUCAAUGUCAGGGAAGCCAAUGUGGAGCAGCGGAGGAGGAAUUGGAUGGUGAAGAGCCUGGUUUGGGCAUGGAAAAUCCCCAGGGCGGUGGCUCAAUAGCCGAAUGCCAGCUGAGCAACUGGAGCGAGUGGUCGCCCUGUUCCAAGACUUGCGGCCGAGGAUCCUCCACUCGCACCCGCGACUACUACAAUCCGCAGGCCAGGCAGCGUUGCUUGUCCGUCAUGCGACUGCCGCUGGAGGAAACCAGGCAGUGCAUGGGAUCGGAUUGUGGUGGAACCAUUCCGGACAACGGCGAACUCGAUGCUCUACCGGAACCAGAUUUGUUUGGGGAGACAGACCAGGGCGGAUAUGCGGGUAAUAGACCACCUUGGAGCAGCAGGCCGGAUGCAUCUGGUAGCCAGGUGUGGAACAAAAAGGGUUUUAAUGAUAGAUCCCCUUACAAUCCCCCGGAUAACACGCUAGAAUCACCAAGUCCACCCGCUUACAAUCCAUUGGAUAAGGCAGGUGGAUACGAUAAAGUGUUUCCUUCUGCCAACAGCUACAGCAAUGACAAAUUGGUGGGCAAUAGGCCCGGUUACAACGAUUACAAUAAUAGGAAUUCCUACAAUGAGUACACUACUCCCAGCUUCAGACCUUCAUUCACCACUCGUUCUCCAUUUGGAGCGCGUUAUCCCAGUCGGCAACAGUCGGAUGUGGAGGAAACCACCAUCGACAACUAUAAUGUGGUUCAGGACUACUGCUUCGAGAAGCCCUAUGCUUCGACGCGACCCUGUGUGGCCAAUCCAGUGGUGGUGAGCAACUACUGGUUCUACGACCACGACGAUCACGAGUGCAAGAUCUUCACGACGGAUAACUGCGACGAGAACAGGAACCGCUUCCGCACCCUGAUGGCCUGCGAGGGCACCUGUCUCCAGCCUCAAAUGAACAUGGAACGCACCGAAAACGAUGCAAUGGAACUCUACGGAGGUGGAUCUUAUGGUCAAGCAGGAGGUGGAUCCUAUGAUCAAAUUGCAGGUGGGCAAUAUAAUCAAGGGGGAGGAACAUCAUAUGGAGCUGGCUCUUAUGGUCAAGGUGAAGGAAGAUCGUAUGAUCAGUCUGGAGCAAGUUCAUAUGAUCGAUCAGGAGGAAGAUCGUUCGACCAAACCGUAGGUAGUUCAUAUGAUCCAACGGGUGGAAGAACCUAUGGUCAAACGGGAGCAAGAGCCUAUGACCGAUCAAGUGGAAGAACCUAUGAUCAAACCGACGAUAGAUCCUUUGACCGAGCAAGAGGUAAACCCUACGUGCAAACUGCAGGUGGAUCUUAUGACCAAGCGGCUGGAGGAGCUUAUGGCUCUCAAUUCGUCGAAGCAGCAGGGAAUAUUGGAGAACCCAUGUCGCAGACCAGGAACAGAUACGACUCACCAAGACGCGGUCCUUAUGGUGGCUAGUAAAACAACCAAAUUAAAAUAUUGCAGAUAUGAUUAAA
Messenger RNA from Drosophila elegans, 2872 nucleotides. RefSeq names its product spondin-1. The record is from RefSeq and is a predicted model, not a curated record. Lineage: Eukaryota; Metazoa; Arthropoda; Insecta; Diptera; Drosophilidae. Gene Ontology annotation, cellular component: extracellular matrix. The transcript has 6 exons. Bases 24 to 2834 code for a protein of 936 amino acids. Gene Ontology annotation, biological process: cell adhesion. Gene Ontology annotation, molecular function: serine-type endopeptidase inhibitor activity.